Messenger RNA from Chaetomium fimeti, 1475 nucleotides. Its product is annotated as phosphoribosyltransferase-like protein. Gene Ontology annotation, molecular function: magnesium ion binding; ribose phosphate diphosphokinase activity. Gene Ontology annotation, cellular component: cytoplasm; ribose phosphate diphosphokinase complex. NCBI's taxonomy places the organism in Eukaryota, Fungi, Ascomycota, Sordariomycetes, Sordariales, Chaetomiaceae. The record is from RefSeq and is a predicted model, not a curated record. The coding region runs from base 418 to 1323 and encodes 301 amino acids. Gene Ontology annotation, biological process: purine nucleotide biosynthetic process; 5-phosphoribose 1-diphosphate biosynthetic process; ribonucleoside monophosphate biosynthetic process. The transcript has 14 exons.
GCCUGCAGGUCUGUCAUGUCAUGACGACACAGCAAUGGAACAUGGGAACUGAGCUCCGCUGACAGAUCCACAUGCGGCCAAGAACACGCCUGUGCCGAUAACGAUAAGGAGAGCCACAUGGGUGUCACUCUCGGCUAGCGGGUACACCGACCAGGUACCUUGAGGAGCGCGGCCUGGACCAUCUCCACCCGGCUUUCUUUCAACUUUUUCUGCCGGUAUGGGCAAGCGAGUGUCUCCAGUCGCCGCCAGUGGUUCUCCGACCUCGAAUUGGAUUCCUACCACCCCCAUCUUCCCCAGAACUCCGGUCCUGCUUCCACCCGAAGCGAGAACGACUUGUGAACCCGUCAACCCCUGAAGCAGCAAAGAAAACUUCAAAGCCGUGCUGUCGUCCGGCAGCCGCGCGCUCUCUUUCUCACCAUGUCCGCCGAGAUGGCAAACGAGAUCAAAUUGAUCAGCGGCCGCAGCCACCCCCAGCUGAGCGACAAGAUUGCGAAGCGGCUCGGCAUCGAAGUCGCCCGAACGAUCUCCCUCAACUACUCGAACCAGGAAACCUCUUUCACCGUCGGCGAAUCGGUCCGCGACGAGGAUGUUUUCAUCGUGCAAUCCACCGCCACGGGCGACGUCAACGAAGGGCUAAUGGAGUUGUUGAUCAUGAUCUCGGCUUGUCGGACUGCUAGUGCCAGGAGGAUAACAGCUGUUAUCCCCAACUUCCCCUAUGCUCGGCAGGACAAGAAGGACAAGUCGAGAGCUCCCAUCAGCGCAAGAUUGGUCGCAAAUAUGCUGACCACGGCCGGUGCCAACCAUAUUGUAACCGUGGACCUCCACGCUUCUCAGAUCCAAGGUUUCUUCAGCGUUCCAGUGGACAACUUGUACGCCGAACCUUCUUUCCUCCGCUAUAUCAGGGAAAACUUCAACGCCGAGGACUGCGUCAUUGUAUCUCCUGAUGCCGGUGGUGCGAAGCGUGCGACAUCCAUUGCUGAUCACCUUAACACUGCGUUCGCUCUGAUCCACAAAGAGCGCCCCCGGCCCAACGUUGUUGGCCGCAUGGUCCUUGUCGGGAAUGUUGAGGACAAGGUUGCCAUCUUGGUUGACGAUAUGGCGGAUACCUGCGGCACUCUCGUGAAGGCAGCAGCAGUGCUCAAGGAGAAUGGUGCCAAGUCGGUGCUCGCACUCGUCACGCACGGCAUCUUGUCCGGCAGCGCCAUCGAGACCCUGAAUGGCAGUGUGCUUUCGGCCCUCGUCGUCACAAACACCGUGCCACUUGGAGACAAGGUCGACCGAGUAAGUGGUUGCCAAUGCAUUCAAUCCUCGCAUGUUGACUAACCCCGCUCAGUGCCCCAAGCUGCGUGUUAUUGACAUUAGCCCCACCAUCGCAGAGGCCAUCCGCCGCACUCACAAUGGUACUUCCCAACCCAAACCCGCUCCCUUCCUAUUGAUACUAACCCUGAUUCAGGCGAGUCGGUUUCGUACCUCUU